UCUGACGUCACUGGCCCGCUUCCCUCUCCCGGGAGCGGCGCGGACGACGGCUCCCUCCCCCCUCACGGGCGGUCCCCUCCCCGGCUCGGCCGCGGCCUGACCCUCGGCAAGGCGAUGGCCUGGGCCCCGAGCGUGCUUGGGUGCCCGGCCCUGGGCUGCGUUGGCUCUCGGAGCCCGGCGGGUCAGGUCACCUUGGCUGUGCAGACAGAGGCCCCAGAGGAAAGCCAUCGGGCAUCCAUCCCACGGCUGCCAACCCCUGCGUGGGCCUUGCUUCCCUCGGAUGGCGAUGCACACGGAGGCCUGGCCUUAGCCUGUGCCCGUGAGCAUUUCUGAGGACCACCAGCUGGCUGAGGCUCAGGGACAGAGACCGCUGCUCCAGCUAAAGUGGCCUCGGACCCCGCGUGGGCUGUGGAGUGGAUUGAACUUCCGCGUGGCCUGUCUCUAUCCUCUUUGGGAUCUUCUCGGACCCUCCGAGGCUGGAGCCGGUCCUCCCGUCCUUCCUCAGUUGACAGCCAGGACUUGCCAGAGGUGAAUGUUGGAGACACAGUCGCGAUGCUGCCCAAGUCCCGGAGAGCCCUAACCAUCCAGGAGAUUGCUGCUCUGGCCAGGUCUUCCCUGCAUGGUAUUUCCCAGGUGGUAAAGGACCACGUGACCAAGCCCACGGCCAUGGCCCAAGGGCGAGUGGCUCACCUCAUUGAGUGGAAGGGCUGGAGCAAGCCCAGUGAUUCUCCUGCUGCUCUGGAAUCAGCCUUUUCCUCCUAUUCGGACCUCAGCGAGGGUGAACAAGAGGCUCGUUUUGCAGCAGGAGUGGCUGAACAGUUUGCUAUUGCAGAAGCCAAGCUCCGAGCAUGGUCUUCGGUGGAUGGCGAUGACUCCACCGAUGACUCCUACGAUGAAGACUUUGCUGGGGGAACUGACGCAGAUAUGGCCGGGCAGCUGCCCCUGGGGCCUCAUCUCCAGGACCUCUUUACUGGCCGCCGGUUCUCCCGGCCUGUGCGCCAGGGCUCCGUGGAGCCCGAGAGCGACUGCUCGCAGACCGUGUCCCCAGAUACCCUGUGCUCCAGCCUGUGCAGCCUGGAGGACGGGUUGCUGGGCUCCCCAGCCCGCCUGACCUCCCAGCUGCUGGGUGAUGAGCUGCUCCUCGCCAAACUGCCCCCCAGCCGGGAAAGUGCCUUCCGUAGCCUGGGUCCUCCGGAGGCCCAGGACUCGCUCUACAACUCGCCCCUCACGGAGUCCUGCCUUUCCCCUGCUGAGGAGGAGCCGGACCCUUGCAAGGACUGCCAGCCGCUCUGCCCACUGCCAGCGGGCAGCUGGGAACGGCAGCGGCAAGCCUCUGACGUGGCCUCUUCUGGGGUGGUGUCCUUAGAUGAGGAUGAGGCAGAGCCUGAGGAACAGUGAUCAAGUCCUGUCCGCUGUUGGCCCGUGUCCCCCGGCUGUUGCUGGGGGCGAAGCCUCUGCGCCCAGGUGUGGGCUGGGGCGCUCCCGGGAGCACUCACUUCUCCAUUGUGUGUUUUGCAUGAAAGUGUUCGGAGAGGAGGCAGAACCGGGCUGGGGGGCGCAUGUCCUGCCCCCGUGCCUGGGGCUUGCCGGGGUGUUGCCCGGGGCCCCUGUGGCAUGGCUACAGCUGUGGCAGACAGUGAUGUACCUGUUCUUCAGUCCCAGACUUGCCACAUUUCCUCCUCAGAUGAUGUGAGCUCCUGAGGGGGCAUUGGGACUGGGCUGUAGGGGGCAAGGAGGGCUGGAGCUGGCUGCCUCCUCCCCUCCCCUUGCCUCUCUGCUUCUCUUGUUCACCUGGAGUCCAUGUGCCGUGCUUGAUAGAACCACCUUCCUGGGGGCCCAGCUCCUGCCUGCCCGGAGCCCAGGCAUCGAGCCGUCCCGAGGGCCCCUGACCAGCCAAGCUUGUGCUGUGCUUCACCUCUCCAUCGUCUCUAAAUCUUUUUUCUUCCUAAA
Molecule: messenger RNA, 1950 nt
Organism: Cavia porcellus (domestic guinea pig)
Lineage: Eukaryota; Metazoa; Chordata; Mammalia; Rodentia; Caviidae
Gene: Fam131a
Product: family with sequence similarity 131 member A
Exons: 8
Coding region: 553-1398 (281 amino acids)
Source: RefSeq, a predicted model, not a curated record